AAGUAGAGGGGCUCGGGGCAGUUUGCUGGGGGAUGGCAGGCAAGAAAUGGUUGACCUUCAAAUCCUGGCUCCCUUCUUCCCCAUCCUCCUUAUCGUGAGGGUCACCCUUGGGUGCCCCGCCCCUACCCUGAGUUGUCGGCACCCCUCACCGAGAUCUCAGAACCACAAACACCCCGUAAUGUGUGCGAUUUAAUUGUAGAAAUAAUUUUACUGGGGUCUAAAUACAGUGCGACUCUUAGUUCUAAGGUUGUGCGGAUCACAGUGUCCCAGACUUCGUCAUCACAGCUGGCAGGACUUUCUGAGAUUCUGAGUUUCAGUCCCCAGCUCCUGCGUUUGGAGACGUGACUGGCUGCGCCCUGACGCGGGUCCUGCAGCCCAGCGCCCAUGACCAAGUCCUGCGAGUGGUCGUCCUGCUGGCAGGUGCACCUGUCCUUCCUCUGAGCCAGUAUAGAGAAAACUGCGCCAGGAACAAGGAAGGAUGCCUCUCUUCUUCCGGAAGCGGAAACCUAGUGAGGAGGCCCGGAAACGCCUGGAGUACCAGAUGUGUCUGGCAAAAGAAGCUGGGGCAGAUGACAUUCUCGACAUCUCUAAAUGUGAACUCUCAGAGAUUCCAUUUGGGGCUUUUGCAACAUGUAAAGUUCUACAGAAAAAGGUGUUGAUUGUCCACACGAAUCAUCUCACAUCUCUGCUUCCUAAAUCCUGCAGCCUUCUGAGUCUCGCAACCAUCAAGGUUCUGGAUCUUCAUGAUAACCAACUGACGGCCCUUCCUGAAGAUACUGGACAGUUGACAGCCCUCCAGGUACUAAAUGUGGAAAGGAAUCAACUGACAUAUCUCCCACAUUCCAUUGGGAACCUGAUCCAGCUCCAGACCCUCAAUUUGAAAGACAACAAGCUAAAGGAGCUUCCAGAUACCUUGGGGGAACUUCGAAGUUUACGCACCCUCGAUAUCAGUGAAAAUGAAAUUCAAAGAUUGCCACAGAUGCUGGCGCAUGUUCGGACCCUGGAGACUGUGAGCCUCGAUGCCUCAUCCAUGGUCUACCCCCCGCAGGAGGUUUGUGGUGCUGGCACUGAGGCCAUUCAGCAGUUUCUCUGCAAAGAGUCAGGACUGGAAUACUACCCUCCUUCUCAGUACCUGUUGCCAGUCCUGGAGCAAGAUGGUGCCGAGAACUCCCAGGACAGCCCUGAUGGGCCUACCAACAGGUUCUCCAGGGAAGAGGUAGCAUGGCAGAAUAGGUUCUCAGACUACGAAAAGAGGAAGGAACAGAAGAUGUUAGAGAAGCUCGAGUUUGAGCGCCGCCUGGAACUUGGGCAGCGGGAGCAUGCCCAGCUUCUCCAGCAGAGCAACACGCAGAAGGACGAGAUCCUUCAGACAGUCAAAGAGGAGCAGUCCCGGCUAGAGCAGGGCCUGAGUGAGCACCAGCGCUACCUUGACACUGAGCGGCAGCGGCUGCAGGAGCAGCUGAAGCGGACAGAGCAGAGCAUCUCCAGCCGGAUCCAGAAACUCCUGCAGGAGAAUCAGAGGCAAAAAAAGACCUCUGAGAUUUUGAAGUCACUGGAAAAUGAAAGAAUAAGAAUGGAACAGUUGAUGGCCAUAACACAAGAGGAGACAGAGAACCUUCGGCGACGUGAGAUUGCCUCCGCCAUGCAGCAGAUGCUGACUGAGAGCUGUAAGAGCCGGCUCAUCCAGAUGGCCUAUGAGUCUCAGAGGCAAAGCCUGGUCCAGCAGGCCUGUUCCAGCAUGGCCGAAAUGGAUGAGCGGUUCCAGCAGAUUCUGUCAUGGCAGCAAAUGGAUCAGAAUAAAGCCAUCAGCCAGAUCCUGCAGGAGAGCACGAUGCAGAAGGCUGCCUUUGAGGCGCUCCAAGUGAAGAAGGACCUGAUGCACCGGCAGAUUAGGAACCAGAUUAAGUUAAUAGAAACAGAGUUAUUGCAGCUGACUCAGCUGGAGUUAAAGAGGAAAUCCCUGGACACAGAGGCACUACAGGAGAUGGUCUCAGAGCAGCGUUGGGCUCUCAGCUCCCUGCUCCAGCAACUGCUCAAAGAGAAGAAGCAACGAGAGGAAGAACUCCGGGAGAUCCUGACUGAGUUAGAAGCCAAAAGUGAAACCAAACAGGAAAAUUACUGGCUGAUUCAGUACCAACGACUUUUAAAUCAGAAACCCUUAUCCUUGAAGCUACAGGAGGAAGGUAUGGAGCGCCCACUGGCGGCCCUCCUGGUGGAGCUGUCGGCCGAGCACUACCUGCCCAUCUUUGCUCACCACCGCAUCUCCCUGGACACGCUGAGCCGGAUGAACCCAUCGGACCUGGCCAAGGUGGGCGUCUCAGAAGCCGGCCUGCAGCAUGAGAUCCUACGGAGAGUCCAGGAGUUGCUGGAUGUGGCCAGGACCCAGCCAGAGCUGCUAAAACCACCCAAGGGUGGGAUCCUCAGCACCCUGGAGCUCCCCACUGCCUCCGAGGAGGAUAUUCCUGAGUCAGUGAGCCCGUCAGCUCCCCCCUCAGAGCUAGAGGUGCCAACCUCAGAAUGUGUCGUGUGUCUAGAGCGGGAGGCCCAGAUGAUCUUCCUCAACUGUGGCCACGUCUGUUGCUGCCAGCAGUGCUGCCAGCCACUACGCACAUGCCCGCUCUGCCGCCAGGACAUCGCCCAGCGCCUCCGGAUCUACCACAGCAGCUGAGUGCCCACCACCUACUCUCCCUACCACCUGCAGGCCCAGGGCUCCAGCCCCCUUCACCCCUGCUCUAGCUAGAUUAGUAUGGCCCCUCUGUCCCAGGCCCUGUCCCCACUUCUUGAGAAGGUGCUCCCUAACCUUGACCUCUAAACACUGCUGGAGCGGGUAGAGGUGGGCAGUGUAUCUGCACAGUGUCCCAGCUGGUCUGUAUACUGAAGACGGUGGGAAGACUUCUCGUGGCAUAAGGAGCAGGUCUGAGGAAGAGGGAACAGCUGGGCAACUCUGAGCGCAGGACUGAGUAUCCUAGACGGUGUUUCUGUCAACUCCUAGCUGUCAGACUGGCAGAUGACCAGUGGAGCAUGAGUCUCCUGUUAUUUUAGGUGUAGUGGGAGUACACGAGGCUCUGGGCCUGGAGGAGAGAAGGCUGUGGGGGAAGCUGGCAGGUGGUGUGGCCCCAAGUCACUGCACACUGUCCUCAGUAGUGAUUUUGUGCCACAGGCACCAUGGGCUGACCUCCUUCCUGCUCCCCAACACUCUGGUUCUGGGCCCCUCCUCUCUCAGCUCUGCCCCCACCCACCCCCCACACACACACACAGUGCAGAGGCAGGCACUGAGCCUUGCAGACCAAAAGCAGGACCAUCAAUAAACCCACCUCUUAGCCUGCUCUGCUGGCAUCGUCACUGGGUCCUGAUGGAGUUUGGGCAGUGGGGAGGGUGAGACAAGGGACUGGGGAUCUGGGGAAAGGCUUGUCUCUUGGUCAAAAGAAGAGAAGGAUGAAGCAGAGGCAUUCAUUCCCCACGUGAAGUUACUUAGCACUUCCCCGUCUUGCAGGGCUCAGUAGCAGAGCCAAUUAGGGUGUGACAGCGGCAGCAGCCUCAUUACCCAUAAGCAGGUUGUGCUCCAUGAGCCCCAGCGGGUCGUUCCAGGCCAGGGAGCUGAUGUGUUAAAUGUCUGGGGCCUAGCUGUUGAGACAUGGCCAUGCUGGGUUUGCAGCCCAGAAGUAUCUACCUACCAUGCCCUGUGAGGGUUGUUCGAUGCAAGGCUAAUUUUAAAAUAUAUAUAUUUAUUUAUUCAUUCUUUCUUUCUUUUUUUUUUUUUUUUUUAAUAUUUAUUUUCCCUUUUGUUGCCCUUGUUGUUUUUAUUGUAGUAGUUGUUCUUGAUGUCAUCGUUGGAUAGGACAGAGAGAAAUGGAGAGAGGAGGGGAAGACAGAGGGGAGAGAAAAUUAGACACCUGCAGACCUGCUUCACCCCUGUGAAGUGACUCCCCUGCAGGUGGGCAGCCGGGAGAUGGAACUGGGAUCCUUACGCCGGCCCUUGCACUUCGUGCCACGUGCACUUAACCUGCUGUGCUACCGCCUGACUCCCCAUUCAUUCUUAAUCAGAGCACUGCUUAGCUCUGGUUUAUAGUGGUGCUGGGGAUUAAGCCUGGGACUUCAGAGCCUCAAGCAUGAGUCUUUUGCAUCAUCAUUGUGCUGUCUCCCUAGCCUUUAUUUUAAUGAAAGAAAGAUACAGAGAGAGACCAGAACACUACUCAGUUUAGACUUACGGUGGUGCUGGGGGUUGAACCUGGGACCUCAGAGCCUCAAGCAUGAAAGUCUUUAUAUAUUCCCAUUAUGCUAUCUCCCCAGCCCUGCAGGGUUAAUUCCCUUGUAAUUGCUGUAGAACUAUACCAAGCAUUUGCUGGCAGAUGGUUUUGAACCAAGGACAGUCUUUCCUUUUUAGGUUAGUCAGGCCUGGACUCCACCUCCAGUUGUCUGUAGUCCUGACCAGCCUGAGAACCUGUUUCCCCACGCAGUCAUCUAUACAAGGCACGAUGGGGUGCUUAGUCCAGUGACCACAAGGAGGCGCAGAGUUUGGGAGGGUGGAGAGAGCUGGUUGUGUUCCUGUCUUUUCCUGCCUCUUUGGGACCAUCAGUCCGUGUCUGAACAGACUCUGUGAAGGUCCCUGAGUGUGAAUCUGCUCCCUGAUCAACAGAUGGGGCCUCUUCCCAAUGUCAUCUUCCUUUGUGCACCUCUGAUGAGUCCCACACACCUUUCUGUGCUCAGAGGGGAAACUGAUAGCACGAGAAGAGGGAAAGAACCAGAGUGUCACUCUGGCACACGGGAUGCCAGAGACUAAACUCAGAACCUCAUGUUUGAGAGUCCAGUGCUUUAUCCACUGUAUCACCUGCCUGGCUAGAUCUUGCAUCCUCACUAAGCCCUGGGGAAAAAAGGACUUAAAAAAAAAAAGGCACUUUAUUGAGGAAAUGUUACUGUGUAAGGUGGCUGUCACGAGGGCACAGUUUCACAUCUCCCUUUGUUAGAUGUCUUUCAUCAGAAUAGCUUGCUUAUAGGUGGGACUUACAGGAAGGGAAAACAAAAGAUGAAAUUGUAACCACCUAUAGCCAAUUACAACAGCUCCAAGGACCGUAAAGAGAGCAGGUGGCAUGCUGUGCAGUGGCAAACCCAGGUGAGCGCACACAUUAUCACGUGCAAGGACCCAGUUUCAAGCCCCUGGUCCCCACCUGCAGGGAGAAAGCUUCACAAGUGCUGAAGCAGUGCCUGUGUCUCUGUCUUCCCCUUCCCCUCCCAAUUUCUCUCCGUCUCUUAUCAAAAAGAAAGAACAAAGCAUCAGGCGGUGGCACACCUGCUUGAGUUGAUGUUACAAUGCGUAAGGAACUGGGUUCAAGCCCCCAGUUCCCACCUGCAGGGGGAAAGCUUUACAAGUAGUGAAGUAGGGCUGCAGGUGUCUCUUUGUCCCUCUGUGUCCACCUCCCCUCUCAAUUUCUGGCUGUCUCUAUCCAAUAAAUAAAGAUAAUUUUUUAAAAAUUAAUUUAAAAAAGGGAUGAAAAAAGGGAGAACAUGGGAGGGCAUGGAAGGGGAGUUAGGGACCCCCUAUCCUACAGUUAAAGGAAAAGUGCUUUGAUCAACUUCUUUUACUAAGGAGGAGCCUAAAGAUAAACUUAGUAACUUGCCAAGUAUAACAGCAAGACUGAGGCCAGCAAUCUAUCUCCCUUGGAUAGUGCGCUGCCUUGCCAUGUGCAUGACCCAGGUGGGAGCCCUGCCCCCACUGCAGUGGUGGACGCUUUGGUGCUGUGGUCUCCUUCACACUCUGCCUCUCUGUCUAUAGCUAGAAAUAAAAGUAAGACUAUAACUUCUGGUGCUGCAACUCUUGGUGUGGCACAUCUCAGCCCUUGUUGGCAAACCCUCUAGAUGCCACAGUAGGCAGACCUGGGAAGCUAGCACACCCCAAGAUGACUGCCUGCCCUCCCUCCCAAUAGAGGCAUCUUCUCCCUAUGGAUGGGGGUCACGUGUGGGAGAGAGGUGUCCUUGGGCUCCCUAACCUCACCCCAGGGUCCCUACCUUUCUGGGCUUGUUUGCACAGUGAUGAAAGGCGGCAGAGCCCACUUCUGGGGCUGUUGUGACAUGACGGCCCACAGUGCCCCGGGAGCACUGGCUGUGUGACCCAGAGCUUUGACUAUGUCAACAUUGCUAUUUGAAGGGUUUCGCUCAGCCCUGCUGUUGGGUGCCCCAGGGCAGAAUGCUGUUCCUCUGGCCUCACUGUCCCCAAGGCUGACUGAGGAACACCCUACACAGUGCUUUAUCUCUGAACCUAUCUGCUCCUCUUAACAGGGGCUGGGAGCUCCACGUGGAGCCAAGCACGAGUCCAGAAACUCCCAAGUGUGUGGGCACCACGCAUAGGCCACUGGCUUUAAAUACAGCAUUUAUUGAUUAGUAGAGGCUUAAACAGUUUGUAUAAUGUCUUCAGUACAAUAUCCAGAAAGGAUGAUUGGAAAACCCCAAAAGAAGGCACUAGAGGAGAGCGUCUUAAAACAGAAUGUGUUGGUAGGUUAGUGACCCCUUUGAGUGAAAGCUGGGGGACUGGGGGGGGUCCCUGAGCACCAGCCACCACCACUCAUCCUGUGGGUUCCAGACCUCAGUCCCAGGAAGUGAACCAAGGGGGUGGGGGGAUAUAGAGCUGAAGAGGGGACCCCAUCCUGAGAACCCUAAAGGAGUCAGGAGUCAGUCUCAUCCUGCCUUCCCUCGCUUCAGUGGAGCAGAGCAGAAAUAUGGGGGGAGGGGGCUUCCAGGCUGGGACUGCCUUGGCUUGUUACCUCUCCCCACCUCCC
Erinaceus europaeus (western European hedgehog) is the source of this 6770-nucleotide messenger RNA. It is a transcript of the gene LRSAM1, whose product is annotated as leucine rich repeat and sterile alpha motif containing 1. The coding region runs from base 479 to 2668 and encodes 729 amino acids. The record is from RefSeq and is a predicted model, not a curated record. Gene Ontology annotation, molecular function: protein binding. The transcript has 25 exons. Lineage: Eukaryota; Metazoa; Chordata; Mammalia; Eulipotyphla; Erinaceidae.